This is a messenger RNA of Cyphellophora europaea CBS 101466, 1029 nucleotides long. RefSeq lists its product as uncharacterized. Gene Ontology annotation, biological process: rRNA processing; ribosomal large subunit assembly. The transcript has 2 exons. Gene Ontology annotation, cellular component: nucleus. The coding region runs from base 1 to 1029 and encodes 342 amino acids. The record is from RefSeq and is a predicted model, not a curated record. Gene Ontology annotation, molecular function: 3'-5' exonuclease activity; nucleic acid binding. NCBI's taxonomy places the organism in Eukaryota, Fungi, Ascomycota, Eurotiomycetes, Chaetothyriales, Cyphellophoraceae.
AUGGACAUCAAUAACCUCUCUUCCAACUGGAAGCAGCUGCAGAGCAAGCUAAAAGCCAGCAGCAGCAAGUCUGCCGGUUCGCCCACCCCACAAUCACUACACCCAGCGAAUCCCGCCAAGCGCAAGCGAGGGGAUCUCGAGCAGCGGCCUGUACACUCCUUACCGCGCAAGAAGGCCAGAUGGGAUGAAGACCGCAAGAUCCAGCAGAAGCAGAAAAAGGCAAAGCAGCAGCAGCGCGGCAAGAUGAAUGGACAGGUCGCCACGAAACCUCUGCCAAACGGAGACCCAGUUGCGAAUGGUAGUACCGCUGCAGACCCGCCUACGGCCCCAAGAAGCGCCAACACGCUCGUCAAUGCCGGCCUGUCUGAAGAUGUCGAAAUUGGCAAAUACAUCGCGCUCGACUGCGAAAUGGUCGGCGUGGGGCCCACGCCGACGCUCACCUCGGCCCUUGCGCGAGUCAGCCUCGUCAACUACCACGGCGAGCAGCUCUACGAUUCGUACGUGCUCCCGCUGGAGCCGGUGACGGACUGGCGCACGCACGUCUCGGGCAUUGCGCCGCAGCACAUGCGGCACGCGCGCACUCUGAAGGAGGUACAAAGCGCCGUCGCGAAGUUGCUGAAGGGGCGCGUGCUGGUCGGACACAGCGUGCGCAACGAUUUGGAUGCGUUGCUGCUGGGGCAUCCGAAGAGGGAUGUCAGGGAUACGGCGAGGUUUCCGCCGUAUAGGAAGAUGGCGGGUGGGGGGAGUCCGAGGCUGAAGGUGCUGGCGAGUGAAUUGCUGGGCGUGGAGAUUCAGGAGGGGGAACAUAGCAGUGUUGAGGAUGCGAGGGCGACGAUGAUGCUGUUCAAGAGAGAUAGGGCCGGGUUUGAGAGGGAGCAUGUCAAGAGGUGGGGAGUUGAUCGAAGAGAAGCGGAAAUUGCGGCUGCGAAGGGGACACAGGGAAAUGAUGUGCAAGGCGAAGAGGAUGCAGAUGGUAGAGAAGAGCCGAAGGCGAAGAAAAAGAAGAAAAAGAAGAACAAGAAGAAGUGA